UGGUUUCAUUAUCUGUGACGGGACGGGCAAGCAGCUGUCAUUUCAUAAAAUAUUGGUGUUUCAAAUCAAUAGUUGAAUUUAGUGGAAAUAAAUGCUGUUUUCUCUGAAUAAAUGCAUUUAAAUGUGAAUAUUUAAGCGUAGAAUUACGUCGCUUGUCUUAAUUGAGCGAUUUUUCAAGACUUGAGUGUAGUAUUAUGGACUUUUUCAAAGUUAUUUGGUGGAGUAUUAUUCGCAACGCUUCAGCGAUUAUUUCGCUCGGAAAUGUUUUAUUUUGCCAUGAACAUUGAUAGGAAGUGAGUAAAAUGGACCUUUCCCCGGAUGAAGACAACUUCCAAGGCCGUUUACUGCAUCAGGCAGCGCUAUGGGACAACGUCGAGCUCCUACAAGAGCUGAUCGCAAACGGAGCGGACGUCGAUGCGCGCGACGCCCGCAGCAGGACUGCGCUGCACGCGGCGGCUUUAGCGGACCGCAGCCGCUGUCUUCAAGCGCUGUGCGACGCGGGAGCCGAUGUCAACGCUAGGGCCGAAGAUGUAGCGGGAGGAGAGGCAGCACUAUGGGACAACGUCGAGCUCCUACAAGAGCUGAUCGCAAACGGAGCGGACGUCGACGCGCGCGAUGCCCGCAGCAGGACAGCGCUGCACGCGGCGGCUUUAGCGGACCGCAGCCGCUGUCUUCAAGCGCUGUGCGACGCGGGGGCCGAUGUCAAUGCUAGGGCCGAGGAUGUAGCGGGAGGAGAGGUAAUGUGA
Ostrinia furnacalis (Asian corn borer) is the source of this 746-nucleotide messenger RNA. RefSeq names its product ankyrin repeat domain-containing protein 2-like. The transcript has 3 exons. Gene Ontology annotation, molecular function: protein binding. Bases 303 to 746 code for a protein of 147 amino acids. Lineage: Eukaryota; Metazoa; Arthropoda; Insecta; Lepidoptera; Crambidae. The record is from RefSeq and is a predicted model, not a curated record.